This is a messenger RNA of Daucus carota subsp. sativus, 1935 nucleotides long. RefSeq names its product probable WRKY transcription factor 31. The record is from RefSeq and is a predicted model, not a curated record. Gene Ontology annotation, biological process: regulation of DNA-templated transcription. Bases 230 to 1855 code for a protein of 541 amino acids. NCBI's taxonomy places the organism in Eukaryota, Viridiplantae, Streptophyta, Magnoliopsida, Apiales, Apiaceae. The transcript has 5 exons. Gene Ontology annotation, molecular function: DNA-binding transcription factor activity; sequence-specific DNA binding.
ACUACAAGUAGAAAUUAAAGGAAGACUCUGAGGAUCAUCAGACCAAAGCAAAGCAAGUUUGUUGAUAAAUAAAGAUGCCAAAUCCCAGUUAUUUCUGUUGAAACAAAUCUAAAACACUCACCUCGUAUUUGGUCUUCUCUUCUCCUUAGUCUCCACUUCCUUUGCCGAGUCCAUUGCACUACCGUUUCAAGUCUCCCUUUGUUUCUCAUUCUCACUUUUUAUACUUUCUAUGGCCAAGCCCUGUGGACUCACCUUUCUUCAUCAUAACAACAACUUAUCACCUCAGUCUUACAUUAUCAACUCCUUUCCCACGCAACAAGAGAGCCAUUGGAAGGCUGAAGCAAGGCCUAUGGACUUGUCACCGCCGCGAGGGAGUUUCCAGUUCCAGCUCAGCACCGCGCAUGAUCAUGAUCAAGAUAGGCCUGAUGAGAUGGAUUUUUUUGCACGUAAAAGAGAUGAUCAUGAUCGUGAUCAGUCAAAGGUGACGGAUAAUUUGGCUAGUGAGGCUGAUGAUCAUAGAGACUUAUCAGAUUUCAAUGUUAAUACUGGUCUGCAUCUUGUCACCGCAAACACCUGUAGUGAUCAUUCGAUAGUGGAUGAUGGAUUAUCUCCCGAUUCUGAUGAUAAAAAAGCGAAAAAUGAGCUAGGGGCACUUCAAGCAGAUCUGGAGCGUACCAACAUAGAAAAUCAUCGACUGAAGGACUUGCUGAGUCAAGUGACCAAUAAUUACAACACUCUUCAAAUGCAUCUAGUCACAGUUAUGCAACAGCAGAGUCACAAAUCAGCUGAUUAUGAACCGGAAGAAUUCAUCAAUCUGGGACUUGGAGGUCAAAGGAGUGCUGAGGCAGAUGCUGAACCUUCCUUAUCUUUGCCUGAGGGAGGCGAACACAUAAGGUCUCCUGCGAAUAACAUGGAUCAUUCAUCUAAGGAAGAUGAUGUAGAUCCAGGAUCACAGAACGCGUGGAUGGGUAGUCACAAGGUCUCUAGGCUAAAUCCUUCGAAUAGUGUUGAUCAGGCCACUGAGGCCACUAUAAGAAAAGCUAGAGUGUCUGUUAGAGCACGAUCAGAAGCACCCAUGAUAACAGAUGGAUGUCAAUGGAGAAAAUACGGACAAAAGAUAGCUAAAGGAAAUCCAUGUCCACGAGCAUAUUAUAGAUGCACCAUGGCCACUGGCUGCCCAGUUAGAAAGCAGGUACAAAGAUGUGCCGAUGACAGAAGCAUUCUGAUAACAACAUAUGAAGGCAAUCACAACCACCCUUUGCCUCCUGCUGCAAUGGCAAUGGCAUCCUCAACGUCAUCAGCAGCUCGGAUGCUGCUUUCCGGAUCAAUGCCAAGUGCAGAUGGUACCAUAAAUUCAAAUGUACUAGCCAGAAGUUUCCUCCCCUGCUCUAACAACAUGGCCACCAUUUCCGCCUCUGCUCCAUUUCCAACAGUCACCCUAGAUUUAACACAAAAUCCAAACCCCUUGGACUGUCAAAGGCCACAAAACCAAUUUCAGCUCCCAUUCCACAAUCCUCAACAGAACGUCGCCUCAUCCGCUGCUCUGCUACCUCAGAUUUUCUCCCAUGCAUUACAUAAUCAAUCGAGAUUCUCAGGCCUUCAAAUGUCUCAGGAUCUAGUACCACCCCACCAGGCUGGAUCAUUGGCUGACACUGUCAAUGCACUCACUGCAGAUCCAAAUUUCACUGCAGCCCUGGCCGCGGCCAUCUCCUCUGUUAUCGGAGGAGGAUCUAAUCCUACUGGAAGCCCUACUAAUAAUGUGAAUGUUACACAGACACCAACUAACAAUGGGAGUUUAACAACUAGCAACAAUAAUAGCAAUGGCAACAUCAGAGUAACCAACUCUGGGAACUGAGAGAGAGUUAUGCUUGAUUGGUUUUGAAUAAAUCUACAUAAUCAAUACUUUAAUAAAUGCAGUUAAUAUUCUUCUGAUUA